Molecule: messenger RNA, 4471 nt
Organism: Musa acuminata AAA Group (dessert banana)
Lineage: Eukaryota; Viridiplantae; Streptophyta; Magnoliopsida; Zingiberales; Musaceae
Product: zinc finger CCCH domain-containing protein 24-like
Exons: 15
Coding region: 304-4131 (1275 amino acids)
Biological process (GO): transmembrane transport
Cellular component (GO): membrane
Molecular function (GO): antiporter activity; xenobiotic transmembrane transporter activity; protein binding
Source: RefSeq, a predicted model, not a curated record
AGCGUUUCGUUUCAAUUUCCGGGCUUUCCCCUUCCCCCACCUCUCUUCUUCGUCUGCUCCUCGUUUGCUCACUGGACCAGCGGGAUUGGUCGCUGUUCGAUGGAGGUCUGGCUGCGGCGUGGGGGGUUUCCGCCCGUUCGCUGGGUCUUGGAGGGUCCUGUCGCCGCCUACUGGUUCUGGUGGUCGGAUAGGUGAAGGAUCCGAAGGGGUUUGAGCUGAUCUGUGGUCGUUUGGCUGUCGGCUUGAUCCUAUCUUUGCUGAUCGCUCUGCAACAGCCAAGGCCCAUCUCCGCCUAGCCGGAACAUGUGCGGCGGCCCCGAACGCAUAAGGCCUUCUUCGUCGUCAACCUCGCAGGAAGAGAAGUUCAGCAGCAGCAGCAGCAGCAGAGGUGGCGGGUUUGCUGGAGAAGGAAUGAACCACCUCGUCGUGGAGACCGACGACUCGUCCUCGAGCCUUCUCGAGCUCGCGGCGAACAACGAUGUCGGCGCCUUCAGGCGAUCGCUCGACCGCGACCCCUCGGCCGUUGAUGACGUCGGCCUCUGGUACGGCCGCGAGAAGGGCUCCAACAGGAUGCUCCUCCAGCACCGCACUCCGCUUAUGGUCGCCGCGACUUAUGGCAGCCUCGAUGUCCUCGAACUUCUCCUCUCUUUGCCUUCUUCCGUCGAUGUCAGCCGAGCUGACGGGCAUGACAGAACCACGGCCUUGCACUGCGCUGCCUCAGGGGGUUCUCCCAACGCUGCUGAUGCUGUGAAGUUGCUACUUUCUGCCGGUGCCGACUCUAACUUGGUCGACGCUAGUGGCCACCGGCCUGCUGAUGUGGUUGUCGUGCCCCUAAAGGUGCCUGAUGUGAGGACUGUGCUGGAAGAACUUCUAGGGAGGAGCUCUAAUGGUACAUGCAGGGAUCACCAUCAUCGUGCUCUUCGCACGAUUACGAGGUUAUCGAAGACAGAUUCGCUGCCCCCGUCUUCCUCUCUUGACGAGGACGGAACACCAUCGUCGGACUCGGCUUCUUUCCCUGCGACAAUUGCCAAAGCCCCCGAACUCCAGCCACCUGCCGUGGUGACUGAGAAAAAAGAGUAUCCUGUGGACCCGUCGCUUCCAGACAUCAAGAGCAGCAUCUACGCAACUGAUGAGUUCCGAAUGUACUCGUUCAAAGUCCGACCAUGUUCGCGAGCCUACUCCCAUGACUGGACUGAGUGCCCUUUCGUUCAUCCCGGCGAGAAUGCCCGGCGGCGUGACCCAAGGAAGUAUCACUAUAGUUGUGUUCCGUGCCCUGAUUUCCGAAAGGGAACUUGCAGGAGGGGCGACAUGUGUGAGUAUGCGCAUGGGGUGUUUGAGUGUUGGCUUCACCCAGCGCAGUACCGCACUAGGCUUUGCAAGGAUGGGACUAACUGCUCUCGCCGUGUCUGUUUUUUUGCCCACACUCAUGAAGAGCUCCGCCCGCUGUACAUGUCCACUGGCUCUGCAGUGCCAUCGUCUUCUGCUGCUAUUGAGAUGGCUGCCGCUAUGGGCCUCGUGCCUGGGUCUCCAUCUUCCAUCUCCACUGUGAUGCAUCCUUUCACAUCACCAUUGUCCCCAUCUGGAAAUGGUAUCGGUCACUCUUCAUUGGCAUGGGCUCAGCCGAAUGUGCCUGUGCUUCAUCUUCCUGGGAUCAAUCUCAAGGGGAGCAGGUUACGCACAUCUCUCAGUGCGAGGGAGAUGCCUUUGGAUGAUUUUUCUGCGAUGCCUGAAUUUGAUGCUCAGCAGCUGCUAAAUGAUCCGUCCCACACUUGCCUGAGCCCAUCAAUGGGGAAUUUGAUGGCGCGACCAAAGAUCCUUGCUCCAUCAAAUCUUGAUGACCUUUUCUCAGCUGAGAUUGCCUCGUCUCCAAAGUAUAAUUCUGAUCAAGGUGCAAUUUUUUCUCCAUCCCACAAGGCUGCUAUUCACAGUCAAUUCCAGCCGCAGCAGCAGCAGCAAGGCUUGCUCUCACCAAUUAACACAGUUUUCUCACCCAAAGCCAUGGAAAACCAGCUGCUUCCGGGACGCCCUACCCUGCUGCAUGCCUCACUUGGUGUCUCUUCACCUGGCAUGAUGUCCCCUAGAAGCAUGGAGCCUGCUUCUCCCAAGAGCUCUCAUCUGGCUUUGCUUGGUCAGCAGGAGAAGCAACAGCAGACACUUCGGAGCCUGAGCUCUCGUGAUCUUGGUUCUGGAACAUCCCUGGUUUUUGGUUCUUCUGGUAACUCUUCAUGGUCAAAGUGGGCUUCACCUUCUGGGAUUCUUGACUUGGGAGUGAAUGGUGAAGAGCUUGGCCGUCUCAAUCGAUCAUCUUCCUUUGAGCUGCAGGCUAAUGGCGAGGAGCCUGAUCUCUCAUGGGUCCACUCUUUAGUGAGAGAAUCGCCAUCUGAGGAAGUGGGCACUGCUUCAGUUGCUCCAGCUUGGCCUUCCGGCUUGGGUCCUGCUGCUGAUGGAGUUGAGGACUCCAAUCAUUGCCGCUGUCUUCGGUGGCAGCUGUUUCGCUGUACGCCAGAGUGGAGAGCAGCAAGUGGUCGAGCGAUGGAAGCUGCGCCAGGUGAAUCCGAUAAGGGAAGGGCGGGUUCUGCGGAUGUUUCGAGCAUGACGAGUUCGGGGGGUGAACGAAGAGAGAAGCCGAGGAAGACUGGCUUCUAUAUCUUCUUCUUGGACAUCAGGCGAGUGUUCAGGCUGGACGAGCUGGGGCAGGAGAUUCUGAGGAUUGCAGUGCCUGCAGCACUGGCUUUAGCUGCUGAUCCACUUGCUUCUCUGGUUGACACUGCAUUCAUCGGCAGACUAGGCUCGGUGGAGAUCGCUGCCGUAGGCGUUUCUAUUGCCAUUUUCAACCAAGUUUCAAAGAUAUGUAUUUACCCUCUUGUUAGCGUCACAACAUCCUUUGUGGCAGAGGAAGAUGCAAUCAUGAGCACAUGUGUUGAAGAAGUGAAAGGUGAAGACUUGGAAAAGGCAUGUCCUGCAAAUGCUGAAACAGAAGAGCUCCCUCCUUGCGAUGAUUCUGAGAAGAUAGGGUGCACUGCAUCUUUUGUUCCGAAAUUUUGUGGAGGAUUUGGCGGCAACCGCAGAUACAUUCCUUCGGUUUCUUCAGCCCUGAUCGUUGGUGGAGUGGUUGGACUUCUUCAGGCUGUUUUCCUUAUUUUUGCAGCAAAAUUCGUGUUGAGAAUUAUGGGUGUGAAUUCUGAAUCACCUAUGCUUGCCCCAGCAUUGAGGUAUUUGACAUUAAGAUCUCUUGGUGCACCUGCUGUUCUCUUGUCAUUAGCAAUGCAAGGGGUUUUUCGAGGAUUUAAGGACACUAAAACUCCUUUGUAUGCAACUGUUGUCGGAGAUGUCAGCAACAUCAUUUUGGACCCAGUCUUGAUGUUUGUUUUCCAUAUGGGUGUCAGUGGUGCAGCUAUUGCCCAUGUUAUUUCUCAGUACCUCAUAACACUGAUACUACUAUGUAGACUAGUGCUGAAAGUUGAUAUCGUGCCGCCUAGUAUAAAAGCCCUGAAAUUUAGACGAUUUCUGAGAUGUGGAUUUCUGCUGUUGGCACGGGUGAUAGCCGUAACAUUUUGUGUCACACUAGCAGCAUCAUUGGCUGCACGCCAUGGACCGACUUCUAUGGCAGCUUUCCAGGUCUGCUUGCAACUUUGGUUGGCAACAUCUCUUCUUGCUGAUGGAUUAGCUGUCGCAGGGCAGGCAAUACUUGCCACAUCAUUUGCCAAAGGAGAUCAUGACAAGGUUGUCGUUGCUACAGCUCGCGUCUUGCAGUAUAGCAUUCUAUUGGGGAUUGGUCUCACGGUUACGCUUGGAGUAGGAGUUCAAUUUGGAUCUGGUAUAUUCACCAAGGACAUGAAUGUGCAGAGAAUAAUCCACAAAGGCCUCCCAUUUGUUGCCGGAACGCAGACAAUCAAUUCCUUGGCCUUUGUAUUUGAUGGAAUCAACUUUGGAGCAUCUGAUUACACAUAUUCUGCAUAUUCUAUGGUUGUAGUGGCUUCUAUUAGCAUUCCCUGCCUUAUAUACCUCUCCUCAACUCAUGGAUUCAUUGGAAUCUGGAUUGCACUAACAAUCUACAUGAGCAUAAGGACAUUUGCCAGUGUUUGGAGGAUGGGAGCAGCAAGGGGGCCAUGGACUUUCCUAUGGAAAUGAUACAUGUCCUAUCUCAACAGGAUCUACUUUUUGUUUGAAGAAGGCAGCUAUAUACAUAUGUAUAGAAUAAAAAGAUUUAGUGAGCAUGUCCCCCUUCUUUUCUCUCUUUUUUUUCUUGAUCCUUGUAGGUUUUGGUGAUCCCCUCAACCAUCUUAAAGACAAAAGAAAAAGGAAGAAAAAAGAGAUCAACAACAUCAUAGCCAUGCUCAUUUGUUACUUGAGCUCAAAGAGUAGCAGCAUAACCUAAUGAAAUCUUCUACUUAUCUUGGCGAAUAAAACACCUUUGUGCUUGUCUUGUAAGAGUGACAUUGUAGCUGCAUAUGAUUGGGUGUUGCAUUCA